GGCAGGCAGCAGACGACGACGGCAAGAGUCGCGCUGAGAAAGAUGGCCGCCGGAUGCACGGAGGGCGCCGCCGGGAGCGGGGAGACGGUCUGUGUGACGGGCGCCGGCGGGUACAUCGCCUCGUGGCUCGUCAAGCUCCUCCUCGCCCGCGGCUACGCCGUCCACGGCACCGUCCGCGACCUGGCUGAGAGGAAGACCGCCCAUUUGAAGCAGCUAGAGAACGCAUCCGAAAACCUCAAACUUUUCAAGGCCGAUCUCCUGGACUAUGACUCCAUGGCAGCUGCCAUCACGGGGUGCCAGGGAGUUUUCCACGUUGCCACUCCAGUUCCUUCGGGGAAGAUAAUUGAUCCAGAGCGAGAAAUGUUGGGCCCUGCGGUUAAUGGCACCACAAACGUACUCAAGGCCGCCUCAGCUGCGAGUGUGCGGCGUGUGGUCGUCGUUUCUUCCAUGGUGGCUGUUGAGAUCGACCCGAAAGAUUGGCCCAAAGACAAGAUCAAAGAUGAAGGUUGCUGGUCAGACCCAGAAGCCUGCAGGAAUAACCAGGAUUGGUACUCAGUUGCCAAGAUCACUUCGGAACAGGCUGCACUUGAGUAUGGGAAGCAAACAGGGCUGGAUAUUGUAACUGUCAACCCAGCCCUGGUAUUUGGUCCUCUUCUGCAGCCAACGCUUAACACAAGCUGCCAGUUCCUCGUCUACUUCCUGAAAGGGGGUCCUGAUCAAAUGAGGAACAAACUUUGGCACAUCGUUGACGUUCGGGACACCGCCGAUGCUCUUUUGCUGGUCUAUGAGGCACCUGAAAACUCUGGUAGGCACAUCUGCGCACCUCAUUUCAUCAGCACCCGUGACCUUCUGGACUUACUGAAGAGCAUGUACACUGAGUACCCUUUCAUGAGCAAGGAGAGCAUCUGUGACAUGGAUCACCCAGCUCCAAUGACGUCUGACAAGCUGAAGAAACUGGGGUGGAAGGUCAGGCCGUUGAAGGAAACUAUCGCGGAUACCGUUGAGUUCUGCCAGAACGCUGGGUUUCUUGAGGAUGUGGAGGGGAAUCCCUGCCGUUUUCCUGAUAUUUACAACAGAAUCUAACUUAAGAAGGAACCUAGGACCGGAGGAAGCACACGUGCGGCAACUGUUUCGCUUCAGCUGCUUGAUGCUUCUUGUUGAGCAGCAGGAAUAGUUUUUCCAAUAUGGUUUCAUGCAUUCUGAUUUCAACUAUGAGAACCACAUCAAUGCUGAUACAUUUCAUUUUUAAGCAAAAAAAACUUAGAACCCUUAUUUUUAUUUUCCAAAUUCUCUGAA
Molecule: messenger RNA, 1296 nt
Organism: Panicum hallii
Lineage: Eukaryota; Viridiplantae; Streptophyta; Magnoliopsida; Poales; Poaceae
Product: cinnamoyl-CoA reductase 1-like
Exons: 6
Coding region: 43-1083 (346 amino acids)
Molecular function (GO): oxidoreductase activity, acting on the CH-OH group of donors, NAD or NADP as acceptor
Source: RefSeq, a predicted model, not a curated record